This is a messenger RNA of Selaginella moellendorffii, 1621 nucleotides long. RefSeq names its product putative indole-3-acetic acid-amido synthetase GH3.9. Lineage: Eukaryota; Viridiplantae; Streptophyta; Lycopodiopsida; Selaginellales; Selaginellaceae. Bases 1 to 1569 code for a protein of 522 amino acids. The record is from RefSeq and is a predicted model, not a curated record. Gene Ontology annotation, molecular function: acid-amino acid ligase activity. The transcript has 3 exons. Gene Ontology annotation, cellular component: cytoplasm.
AUGGCGAGCAUUGCCGAGUUUGAGCAAGCUUGUGAGAAUGGAGCUUCGAUCCAGGAGGAGUUGCUGGGCGGCAUUCUCCGCAAGACCCAUUAUCUCCAGAAGUUUGGGAGCCCCCAAAGUCUGGCUGCUUAUAAGUCCCAGGUUCCAAUCGUAUCCUACGAGGAUGUUGCCGGAGUGAUUGAAAAGAUUGCUUGCGGGGAAGAGGAUUUCCCGGAGCUUGGAAGUGGAAGAGUGCUCGGUUUAUACUACUGCGGUCAUCAAUCUCAUACCAAGGCGGGUAUCUGGGUGGGAGCUCUCACCACUUACUUGAUCAAGACCUACAGAGGACCGUUUAACAAGUUCACCACUCCGUACGAAAUGAUCAUCUCGGGAUCAAACUGGCGAGAGCUGACGUACUGCCACUUGCUGUGUGCUUUGAUCCAGCGAGACGCGGUGGAACAGAUCGAUGCGAGUUUUGCCUACAUCAUCUCCGAAGCUCUGAAGAUCCUCCAGAGUGAUUGGCAGGAUAUUUGCAAAGACAUAAGAACUGGCAGCUUGAGCAGCGGUAAAGUCACACACCCAAAGCUCCAGGAAGCUUUCGCGACUUUUUUGGUUAACAAAGAGAAUAUUGCCGGAACCGCCGACGCCAUCGCCAAGAUUUGCAGCAGAGAAUCGUGGUCUGGAAUUCUUUCCUUGCUCUUCCCGGGAGCAAAGCUGGUGUCCGCAGUGGUGACGGGGGCGAUGGCACACUUUGUUCCUGAGUUAAGAGAUUACGCAGGUGGCAAGCUUCCAAUCUCCGGAAAAGAUUACUACUCGUCUGAGGGAGUUCUUGGGAUCAACACAAACCCGGCUUCUCCUCUUGAGGACGUCGUCUUCACAAUUUUACCACACAUAAUGUACUACGAGUUUCUUCCGCUCGGUGCUAAUAAUCCAGCUGGUGAAAUCCUGGCUCCACACGAGGUUGUCGUUGGGCAAGAGUACGAGAUCGUCAUCACGAACUUCGCAGGAUUAUAUCGAUACCGAGUCGGGGACGUGGUGAAAGUAUCGAGUUUUUUCCAUGGAGUUCCUCAGCUGGCUUUCAGCCACCGCAAGAACGCGGUUCUGAGCGUCCAAAACGAGAUGGUCGACGAGCAAGAGCUCCAAAAUGUGGUGAUGGAAGUAUCAAAAGAUGCAGGGAUCCAGGUCGCGAACUUCAUAGCCUACGGCAAUUCCACCGCCGUUCGUGCGCAUUACGUGAUCUUCUGGGAGCUCAAACGCAGAGAAGGGAUCAACAGAGAGCUCUUGGAGAGAUGCUGCUCGAGUAUAGACAGGUCUUUCAAUCCGGGAUACACUGGAAAGAGGCUGGAUGGAGUGAUCGACUCGCUGGAGCUGGUGAUUGUCAAGGAAGGGACGUUUGAGAGGCUGAUGGAGGAAGCUGUGAGGAAUGGAACAUCGCCAGCGCAGUAUAAAACUCCAAGGUGUGUGACCUCUCCAAGAAUGCUGGAAAUUCUAGAGUCUAGACGCGCCGAGAGCUACAAGAGUGGCGAGAUGCCCAGCUCUGUGUUAGAGAGCUGGGAGCCAAGCUUUCCACAAGGCAGGCAAAAAAAUUAAGUCAUUGGAAGUCAAACAAGGUUGAAUCAUUUAAAGACUUGACUUAAAGUUA